UAGUGACAUAGGUGUGGACAUAGAAGAAUAGACGAAGAGGACAAGAUUAUCAUCAACUAUCAAGCAAAGUGGCAUUUGGCAUAGGGCAAAUUAAAAAAUUAAAAAAAAAAAAAAAAAGAGAAAAAAAUAUCACACAAAUGAUUGCAAGUAUGUGUUGUGAUGUACCCGUUUGUUGAUUAUAAAUUAUUGCAAAUUAAUGCUUAUUGAUAACUUGUAUAUAUAGAUAGAAAAUAUUAUUAAGAAACAAAAUAAAACAAAAAAAAAAAAUGGGUAAAUUAUUAUCAAAAAUAUUUGGAAAUAAAGAAAUGAGAAUUUUGAUGUUGGGUCUUGAUGCUGCUGGUAAAACAACAAUAUUGUAUAAAUUAAAAUUGGGUCAAUCUGUGACAACUAUACCAACUGUAGGCUUCAAUGUUGAAACUGUAACAUAUAAAAAUGUAAAAUUUAAUGUUUGGGAUGUGGGCGGUCAAGAUAAAAUACGCCCGUUAUGGCGUCAUUAUUACACUGGUACUCAAGGACUAAUAUUUGUCGUUGAUUGUGCUGAUCGAGACAGAAUUGACGAAGCUCGUCAAGAAUUACAUCGUAUUAUUAAUGACAGAGAAAUGCGUGAUGCUAUUAUUUUAAUAUUUGCCAAUAAGCAAGAUCUUCCUGAUGCUAUGAAACCACAUGAGAUACAAGAAAAAUUGGGACUUACAAGAAUACGUGAUAGAAAUUGGUAUGUUCAGCCAUCAUGUGCAACGACUGGUGAUGGACUUUAUGAGGGCCUUACAUGGUUGACUAGUAAUCACAAAUUAUGAAUUAUUUAGUUAGUUUUUAAUGUUAUAUAUAUUCCAAGGGAUUUUUACAACAACGUAUUA
This is a messenger RNA of Aphidius gifuensis, 854 nucleotides long. RefSeq names its product ADP-ribosylation factor 6 (gene Arf51F). Gene Ontology annotation, cellular component: cytoplasm. The record is from RefSeq and is a predicted model, not a curated record. Gene Ontology annotation, biological process: intracellular protein transport; vesicle-mediated transport. Gene Ontology annotation, molecular function: GTPase activity; GTP binding. Bases 267 to 794 code for a protein of 175 amino acids. Lineage: Eukaryota; Metazoa; Arthropoda; Insecta; Hymenoptera; Braconidae. The transcript has 5 exons.